AUGCCAUCACAAAGAAAAACAACGGCCCCUAGUCCCCAGCAGGCCUUAAGUGGUCAAGGGGUGCCAAGAAACCCUGGAAAGUAUGCAAUAGCGGAGGGAUGUUGCAGAAAAAUUCAGAAUGGCCCCUCUAUGGUACUUAGACUUGGAACGCUCAAUGUUGGAUCACUGACUGGCCGCAGCAUGGAAAUUGCAGAAAUGCUCGAGCGUAGAAGGAUUGACAUCUGCUGCUUUCAGGAAAUCCGAUGGAAAUCGAAUGAUGUCUGUCAUGUCAACUCAGACAAAGAAAAAUAUAAACUAUUCUGGAAUGGUCAAAAGACGGCCAAAAAUGGUGUUGGAAUUUUUGUCAGAGAACAGCUAGCCCAAGAAGUACUGGAUAUUAAAAGGAUUAAUUCACACAAUCUCAAUGGCCACGUUGAAGAGAAAACAGAUGGUUUUGACAACGUACAUGGCGGUUUUGGCUAUGGAAAACGGAAUGAAGAUGGCAACCGCAUCCUUGAGUUUGCUGAAAGUCACGGGUUUUGUUUACUGAACACAUAUUUUAGAAAGAGUAAAUCAGACCUUCCUGUUUGUGAAUACUGUAAUGAUAAUCCAACCAUGCAACAUUUAUUUAAACACGAUGAAGCCAAAAGCAAGCGAGAAAAAUUAGCAAUGAAAGAGAACAUCAACCUCAACUUCCAAACUCAUGAAGCAUAA
Messenger RNA from Helobdella robusta, 693 nucleotides. RefSeq lists its product as hypothetical. NCBI's taxonomy places the organism in Eukaryota, Metazoa, Annelida, Clitellata, Rhynchobdellida, Glossiphoniidae. Gene Ontology annotation, molecular function: catalytic activity. The transcript is spliced from 3 exons. Gene Ontology annotation, biological process: chromatin remodeling. Bases 1 to 693 code for a protein of 230 amino acids. Gene Ontology annotation, cellular component: nucleus. The record is from RefSeq and is a predicted model, not a curated record.